AUGAGGGGACCUGCUCCGCCGCCGGAAUCAGCAGAGAUGGUCCGGGAGAUCCUGCUCAAGCUGCCGACCACGGACGUGGCCCGGUGCCGCUGCGUCUGCAGGCUAUGGCGCGGCGUCGUCGCCGAGCCCACUUUCAGCAGCCUCCACGCCGAGGCCGAGACAAAUGGCAACCACGUCUCCGCCGCGACGGAGGCCCUGCUCGUCACGGAGACCCGGGAGCACGGCAGGCCCGAAGAGGCCAGCUUCUCCAUCGUCUCCUCGUCGACGCCCAAGCCCAUGCCGCACUGCAUCACAAUCCCCGGCGGCUACAGCCUCUCCAACGUCUGCAACGGCCUCCUCUGCUUCGCGUUCGACAGCGCCGAGGCGCCGGCGUUCAUCUGCAGCCCCGUCACCGGCGAGACGGCAACGGUUCCCACGCCCGUGGGGAGGAGGCUCCCGGAAGGCACUGUGUACCAUCACUACGCCUUGGGGUUCAGCCCUUCCACCAAGGAGCACAAGUUGUUCCGGUUCUCCUUCCCGCCAUCCAAUUCCCCCCUCGGGAACAAGAUCGACCAGAGCGUGUGCACCUUAGGCGGCGGCGGUGGCGGCGGGUGGCGUCGUCGAUCUUUCUACUCCCAAUCCAACCUGAUGCGCACCUUGCCGCCGGUGCUUGUUGAUGGGAGUCUGUACCUGGUUCAAGCACGGGGACGCCUUGUUCAAGCACGGCACGAGAGGGCGCUCGCCGGAGCGGUCUCCAGAGGCUGA
This is a messenger RNA of Aegilops tauschii subsp. strangulata, 744 nucleotides long. RefSeq names its product F-box protein DOR-like. The record is from RefSeq and is a predicted model, not a curated record. NCBI's taxonomy places the organism in Eukaryota, Viridiplantae, Streptophyta, Magnoliopsida, Poales, Poaceae. Gene Ontology annotation, molecular function: protein binding.